AUGGAUGAAACUUUCCAAGUCUUCGAUCGUAUUCUCUCUUUCGCGGGAAUUUCGAUUUUCGCAAAACCCAACUGGAAUUCCAAAGGAUGGCUGAUAAUCCAGACUUUUAACUUCCUCCUAGGUUUUUUAACAUUUAUUUUUACCUCGGUUUUUGUGAUAUUGAAUCUAUCCAACUUGCUGGUAUGUAUUCAAGGAGCUUGCGUUUGGACAACCGGAGUUAUAAUGUUUAUCUCUCUUGGUAUUUGUUUGGUAUUUAAAAAGGAUUUUCAGGCUUUCGUUGAAGAAAUGGCAUUCUGUGAUCGAGCUUUAGACAUACCACUUGUAAGGUCAGUUAUAUCGUUACCUACUACGACUGGUAAGCUCCACGAGUUGAAGAACCUAGUACUUAGUUCUCAAAUAAGAGUUUUUAAAGUAACCAAAAUGUUAUUGAAGACAUACGUCGCAAGUGUUUGGUUAUGCGCUACAUUAUAUCUUUGUGGACCGAUUUACAUGAUGACUAUAAGGGAAGACGAAAAUUUACGACUCUUGGCGUUUGAUAUGUGGUUUCCAUGGAGCUUGGAUGAUUUUAAUGUGUAUAUUGGGUCAUUCAUAUUUCACGCAUAUGCUGGGUAUUUAUGUUGCAUAGCAUAUCCCGGUCUCCAGGCAAUGAUAAUUUUUCUCGUUUGUCAAGUGAUUCGACAACUGCAAAUAAUAACAUUCAUUUUGACUUAUCUAGAUGACUUGGUUCUAGAAGUGAUUGGUACUAGAAAUGAGAGGUGGCAAGUCGCUUGCACUUCAGUUUUAUCACAAUGUAUUCAGCAUUAUGUUAGAACGAAACGAUUCGCCAAUCGGCUUAAUGUUAUUUGCCAGCCAUUCUAUUUGGCUUUGAUACUGGUCGCUAUCAUGCUAGUCUGUGUAUGUUCGGUGAAGAUUGCAGUUUCUCCUAAACUAGCAUUGAACACGAUAAAGUACUACAUACAUGAAUUUUGUUUUAUUCUUGUUGUAUUGAUGUUUUGCGCGUUGGGACAGCAAGUUGAAAAUCAGUGUGAAAAACUAGAAUUAGCAGUGACAGAGAAAUGGUACAUAUUUAAUAGGAAACAUAAAAUCAACGUAUUAAUCUUCAAUAUGGCUCUCAGUCAAAGGAUGCCUAUUUUCGUAUUUGGAUCUAUAACGCUUUCUCUACCUACAUUCACAUGGUUUAUCAAAACGGGAAUGUCCUUUUUCACUUUAGUGAUGUCAGUGUUAGAACCAUAG
Pieris macdunnoughi is the source of this 1233-nucleotide messenger RNA. The record is from the annotation of a GenBank genome assembly. Lineage: Eukaryota; Metazoa; Arthropoda; Insecta; Lepidoptera; Pieridae.